UUGGAAACGGUUCGCCAAAAAAAGUUGUCCCUUAGUUGCUUAUCUUGCGCGAACGAUACCCUCCACAUUUGCUUUCGAUUUCGACGCAUCAACAGAAUGUUCGUCCGCGCGAUUGUUGUGCAUAAACAAUGUUUGUUAUUUAAAACAGAACUUUGACUUUUUCGGUGAGCUGAGUUUUUUACGGUUCUACACCCACGGUAGAAUCGCGAAACACGUCGCGUGUUAAGUAUUCAUAUUUUUGAGGCAGCUGUUUUGGCAACGUGCGCCGGUCAAUUCCCGUACCGUUGAAUAUCGUGCGGCGUACAAUUUCGUGAUCUGUUUACGGAUGGUGUAUAAAUUUAGAUUCACACAAGCAAAACGGCGGAGAGCAUUGGCCCUAAAGAGUUUGCCAACACAAGCCUCCUAGUGAUUUUGGUUGACGAGAAACACAAAAAUGUGAUGUGCAAAAAAGACAUGGAAAUCGCGAAAUAAAGUAUUGUGGUUAGUGAUAAUGUAGAAAUAUACAAAAACCAAACCUAUCUUUGGAAGCUGACUUAUCGGUGAAUUCAAAUAUUCCAUCGCACCCCGAGCGAUAAGUUACGUCUACUUAUCUGUGGUUUAGUGUUCAAACAGGCAAACCACAAUCAGUCGAAACGGCUGAUAGCAGUACCAUAUCACAUGUAGCUCUACUAAUCCCUUCGAUUGCAGUUGGCGCGACGCGAAGAGAUUAUUAUUUGAAGAGAGCUGAGUCGAAGAACUGUGACUGUGACUGAUGAUUGCGAGAUCUCCAGAUGCGCCUCAUUCACCGAUCGGAGCUCGCCGCGUACGGAACGGAUGAAAAGUGUCGCGCAGUGAAGACGCCGAGAACGUCGCCGUAGCAUUCCCCGUGUCUCUGUCUUGGGUGUUACGAAUGGUGGAAACAUAUUAAAUGCAAUCAAACAGCCAAAGAGAAUCGAAUCCCAAAGUGUUUGUUCUAAAAAUACAGCAGAGGUGAUUGUGGUAAAAAUAAGUUUACAAAUGUGGAAAAAUCACUCCAACUGCUGAAUAGAGGGUAGAGAAUAAAAGUGUGAAUAAAAGUGAGAAUUGAAGAGAGUGGUCAAGUCGGUAUACAUAAUACGGUGCCGGUGUCCAUAAGCAGACAGGAUGCCCAUGAAAGAAUGGAUCUACCGGCUGCAGCCGGUGCAGCUGUAUAUCGUGCUUGUGCUGUCGAUUAUGUACUUUCUGGUACAACUUUUUCUAAGCCACAUCUCGCAUGCACUGGUGCUGCUCGUGGAUUCCUAUCACAUGCUGUGCAACAUUAUCGCCCUAUCUGGAUGCCUUCUGACGAUCAAGCACAGUAAAAAGAGUUCAGCAGAACCGUGCAACCGCAAGCUAGUAUCCGCUUCACAAAAUUCCAUCGAUGGCAGUGAGGAUCGUUUUAUUGAAGUACCCGUACCACCGAGCGGAGACAGUUCUUCGUCCUGUGUAGUGCAAGAAGUCGUCCCGAUCACACCGGAAGAUGAUUCCACCAAAGCCAAACAAAAGGCCAAGACCAAAACGCGCCAGCAACGGGAAAGCAGCCUAAAGAACACAUUCGGUUGGACUCGAAUCGAUGUGCUCACCAUGCUGGUCGUGUGCAUCUUUCUCGCAUCGUUCUGCUUCUCUGCAGUGGUGGAAGCCCUGCAAACCCUGUCGCACAUCCACCACCAGGACGCAAUGCACUAUCCCAUUCCUGUGCUCAUACUCGGCGCGAUGGGACUCAUACUGAAUGGGCUCUGCUAUCUGCUGAUCGGCGGCUACACGUAUCACCAGGGCAGCUUUCUUUACAUCACGUCCAGCGGGACGGUAAUACUGAACCGAGUCGUCACCGGUGACGGCAUUCGGAAGGGCGAGCGUCGGCUGUCGGGGUCACGGCGGCACGUGGCAACCAGCGCGGCGGAAUCGCCAAAGCGACAAAGCGUGCGGGAACUGAUGAGAGAUAUCUGCAGUACAAUUUUCGUCAUUGUGUGCUCGAUGAUAGUGCAUUAUACCAACGAAGAUGAAGAUACGUCCAAGUUUGUCGAUCCUCUGUGUUCGAUAAUGUCUUGUGUGGUUCUUAUGACGCUUAGCUAUCCCUACAUGAAGGAAUCCGGUAUGAUUCUGUUACAAACCAUCCCGAAUACGAUCGACAUAGACAUUUUUGAACAAUCAUUGCUGAAAACCUUUCCCCAUGUUGUCAGCGUUCAUGAUCUGCACAUUUGGCAACUCAGCGGUGAAAAGUAUGUCGCAACAGCACACAUAAUUUUUCAGGAUCCUAAGGUAUAUUCUGAAGUCAACGACAUGGUAAUAAACUUCUUCCACGAUCAAGGCAUCAGCAAGGUUACCAUCCAGCCCGAGUUCAAAACCAAGCUACCAGUGUUGCCUUUGUUGGCGCCCCCCAUCGUUACGACCGCCACUACCGCCAAAACUUCCACCAGUUCGUGCCUGAUGCAGUGCCGCCAACAGGCUUGCCUCCAGAAGCACUGCUGCGAAAAUAUCAUCAGGGACGACGGCAAGAAAUCUUCUGCCAAAUCCAACUCUACCUCCAAGGAGAAGAUCGAACAGAUCCCAAUGGAAGUCCACCACCGACAACUGGAAGCCGGAACGAUUUCGAAGGAAGUUACCUCAAUCUCCGAAACCAUUAGCCCCACGCUGGUCAUCGAGAAUGAAGCUCCAGCGUCAACGAGUGCAAGCGGUGCGGAGGCACCAGUGACGGAAGAGAUCCACAUAGAGACCAUCAAACAACGCUACUAGUGUAAAGUACAAAGAACCAGUAAGACUGACCGAGUCGGAAGGUAGAACAGUCGAAAGAGAAUCCGUUACGCUUAUUGUAGUUUCAAAGUGUGUUUUUAAGUUUUAACUAUUAACUCGACAGAGAUGUUUCGAUAACACUACAAUAAAUAUUAGGUGAAGCGAUCUAACGACGGUAGACAAAAAAAGCUACUCAAACAUAGCAAAUAAAAAAAACGAAACCUCUGAAUCCUAACAAAACUAUAAAAUUAAGAUGUGGUGAUCCAUGUGAUAGCUUUACUUGCUCUAGAGCAUUAAGCCAUAUGAGAAAAAAAAUGUGGAAGUGUGUGAGAGAUAUCCUAAGAUGUUCAAUCCCGAUGUUUGGGAAACGAUUAACAAAUAAUGAAACAAUAUUUUCUACUUUAGAAAGUCAUUAAACUUUGUUAUGCAUUUCUACAGUUUGAUAGGCGUAGUAUUAACAGCUAUUAACUAUACAAUAUAAUAAUUGAAGACGAAAAUAAACGAAUUUAAGAGGUACAAUAUUGAAAUAAAAUGAAA
This is a messenger RNA of Armigeres subalbatus, 3264 nucleotides long. RefSeq lists its product as uncharacterized. Gene Ontology annotation, biological process: detoxification of zinc ion; zinc ion transmembrane transport; intracellular zinc ion homeostasis. Gene Ontology annotation, cellular component: membrane. Gene Ontology annotation, molecular function: zinc ion transmembrane transporter activity. The transcript is spliced from 6 exons. The record is from RefSeq and is a predicted model, not a curated record. Bases 1123 to 2730 code for a protein of 535 amino acids. Lineage: Eukaryota; Metazoa; Arthropoda; Insecta; Diptera; Culicidae.